AUGGGAUUAUUGCAAAAAUCCCCAGCCCCAGUCGGUCUAUCUUUGAAACGUUCUCACCACGCGAGACGAAACAAGAGAUGGACACAGAGCGACCAUUUACAGUUGCUUUUUCGUUUGGCGUUGUUUGGAUCGUUUUACCUUAUCUUGGGGAUUUUGUGGUGCUUCCAGUGUGGAAUAACCUGAACAUCGGAGUGUGCUUUUUGGCCAUUGUCUUGUGUGUUUCGGUGUACUUCACUGAAUAUCUGGCAAUAUUUCCUAUCAGUUACAGCAAGUUUUCCCCUGAAGGAGAAAUCAACGCUCGACUUGGUUGGUCAAUAUGCUAUAGCAUUCCAGCUGCAGUGUACUUGGUCUUGUGGUCUUUAUCUGGGUUGCCACAGUCCAUAUUCCAUCUUGUAACUCUGGUAACUUACUUAGGCCAUUUUGCAAAAAGAGUCCUAGAAGCUUUAUUUCUCCACAAGUAUUCAAAGAAAAUGUGUUUUGCACCUGCAGUAGAGGUUGCCAUGUUCUAUGGGCUUGGUUCUGUUGUACAGCAUUACUGGUGUAACAUUUAUACUCAAGGGUCUCUUGCCGAUGAGUUGUCUUCAAAUCAUAUUGCAAUAAUUGCUGGCAUUGUUUUGUGGCUCUUGGGAGAAUCCAUCAAUUUCUAUCAUCAUGCUACUUUGGCCAAUCUCCGGCCAAGUGGCACAUCAUCAGGUUAUGUCAUUCCAAGUGGGGGAUUUUUCCAAUUCAUAGUGUGUCCACACUAUUUGGGUGAGUUGAUUGCUUGGUAUGGCAUAGCAGUGGCUGGACAGCACCUGUGCAUGUAUCUUGCAUGGCUAGUUAUGGUCAGUUACUUGUCUGGGAGAAGCCAUCAGACACAGCUGUGGUACCAAAAGAAGAUUGAGAACUUUCCUAAAGACAGGAGGAACCUAUUUCCUGGGAUUUACUGAUCAAACAAUGGACUUAUUUGUUAUAAAGGCAUUUUUAGAAAAGCUCUAGAUCUCAGAUCCAGAUCUAUGAUGAAUGAGACUCAAGAGACAAGAACACUUCAUAGAAAAGAAAUAUCAGUUAAAAUGUUCCUCUUCAACUUUAUUCCCAAUGAUUCUCUCUUGGAAGAGAGAACUUUGCAUCUGAUGAAAAUACAUUUUGUUUGAAUUAAACAUAUGAAACCA
Orbicella faveolata is the source of this 1151-nucleotide messenger RNA. RefSeq names its product 3-oxo-5-alpha-steroid 4-dehydrogenase 1-like. The record is from RefSeq and is a predicted model, not a curated record. Gene Ontology annotation, molecular function: oxidoreductase activity, acting on the CH-CH group of donors. Lineage: Eukaryota; Metazoa; Cnidaria; Anthozoa; Scleractinia; Merulinidae. Gene Ontology annotation, biological process: lipid metabolic process.